This is a messenger RNA of Cladophialophora immunda, 2440 nucleotides long. RefSeq names its product tannase. The coding region runs from base 376 to 2160 and encodes 594 amino acids. The transcript has a single exon. Lineage: Eukaryota; Fungi; Ascomycota; Eurotiomycetes; Chaetothyriales; Herpotrichiellaceae. The record is from RefSeq and is a predicted model, not a curated record.
CCACACCCUGCCGCGAGCAAGUCGCAUCCUCUUACGCAAGAGACUAGGCAUAACCUGGCUAGGAAGUACCUGUGACGGUCUCAUCAACUAUCGUUAGGCUGUCUUCGAGCCGCCGACUUGGUCCCAUAUGACAAGCUAUUCUCCAAAAGCAAGCACUAUGUGGCGGCUCAGCAACGACGACUUUUAGAGUUCCCCAGGUGAUCGGUUACACCGGCGUACGCGGCCUCUUGAUUGCAGAAGUUCACGGCCUCGCAGUUUUGAUCUCCGGUAUAAAGACCGUCGUCAUGGGCAGGAACCAGAGCCCUGCGGUUCUUACGACCAUUCUGACCGUCUCCGACGAGGCUCCAUCGACUUUCGCUGCUCUUCUGUCAUAGUAUGCAGUGCCCUACCUCCAUUUCUGCCGUCGUGGCCAUCGCCGCCAUAGCCAAUGCCGUCUCGCUCUCCGACAUCUGUACGGUGACAAAGAUCCAAUCCAUAUUGCCUUCCAAUGGGACCCUCCUCGGGUUCGACUUUAUUCCAUCGGUCGUGAUGGCGAGCCCUAUCUACAAUGCGACCACGGGCAUGGCAGGUGGCAUGGAAAGCACUACUACAGCCAAUGCCCAAACUUACAGCUACUGUAACAUCAGCGUCACCUACACACAUCCGGGCAAGGACGACACGGUGACGGUCAAGUACGCGUUCCCCGAACCAUCCAAAUUCAAAAAGAGAUUCUACGUCUCCGGCGGUGGAGGGUAUUCUCUUUCAAGCGAUGCUUCCGGCGGGCUGCAAUAUGGCGCUGCUUCGGGCGCAACCAGUGCGGGCUACGACGCCUUCGACUAUACCUACAUGGACAAAGUCCUGACAGGCAAUGGAUCGAUCAACUGGGAUGCCACCUACAUGUUCGGCUUUCAGGCGCUGGGUGAGAUGACGCUGCUGGGGAAAACCUUGACCCGGAGCUUCUAUGGCAUGUCCAACACCUCAAAGGUGUACACAUAUUUCGAGGGCUGUUCCGAUGGUGGACGAGAGGGCAUGAGCCAGGUCCAGCGGUGGGGUGAAGAAUAUGAUGGGGUCAUCGCUGGCGCUCCGGCCUUACGUUUCGCGCAGCAGCAAGUCCUCCACGUCUUUUCCUCGGCCGUCGAGCACCGCCAGGGAUACUAUCCUCCCCCCUGCGCGUUGAACAAGAUUGUCAAUGCCACUAUCGAGGCGUGCGAUCCUCUCGACGGCCGAACCGACGGGGUCGUGUCGCGAACGGAUCUUUGCCAGCUCCACUUCAAUCUCAGCUCGAUCGUGGGUGAGUCGUACUACUGUGCCGACACCUCCAGUACGUCUCUCGGCUUCGGCUACAGCAGUGGCGGAGGGCCUUCUUCCGCAGGCAGUACCACCAGCUAUGAACCCGACCAGAACGGCACGGUCACUUCCAAGGACGUGGCCGUGGCUCAGGCAAUCUAUGACGGUCUUCAUGACUCCUCUGGCCAACGGGCGUACCUGUCCUGGCAGAUUGCUUCAGAGCUGGGAGAUGCAGCGACGGUCUGGAGCAACACCACCAACUCGUGGACUCUCAGUAUCCCGUCCACGGGAGGCGAAUACGUGACUCGAUUUAUCCAAUUGCUCAACACUACCAACCUCUCCGACCUAGACGGUGUCACCUAUGAUACGCUGGUCGACUGGAUGAACACUGGGAUGAUCCGAUACUUAGACAGCCUCCAAACGACUCUUCCCGACCUGACUACAUUCCGGUCCUCGGGCGGCAAGUUGCUCCACUACCAUGGCGAGUCGGACCCCAGCAUCCCGUCCGCAUCGUCCGUUCAUUACUGGCAGUCUGUUCGUUCCAUCAUGUACGGCAAUCUGACAUCAGAUGCGGCUCUCGCAGAAUUGGAAAGCUGGUAUCAACUCUACCUGAUUCCUGGCGCAGCUCAUUGUGGCACCAACUCUCUUCAACCAGGACCAUAUCCAGAGAACAACAUGAACACUAUGAUUGACUGGGUCGAAAAUGGCGUCAAACCUACUCGCCUCAACACCACCGUAUCGUCGGGCCCCUACGCCAACGAGACCCAGUUGCUUUGCCCGUGGCCCCUGCGUCCCAUGUGGACGGAUAAUGCUACGUUUGACUGUGUCGACGACGAACAGUCGAUGGAGAGCUGGACUUACACCUUCCCCGCUUUUAACCUUCCAGUGUACUGAAUACAACACAACGAACUGGAAAAGCAGACUGAUCGGCAACCUGGCCAGCGAUUCCAGAGGCACCCACGUCUUUUCAUUGAUCUUGUGUACGUUUGAACCAUUUAGACAAGGCUUACCCGGAAAGAAAAGCAAAGCAAAAUUCCCCCUCGCGUCUUUGUUGCCGGGAUCUAGUACGAGUAUCUGUGUGCCUUGUUCUGUCCGUCAGUCAGGUCCUCGUCCGUGCUGGGCCUGCUGCCGCCGUCGUCGUCUAAGGCGACACAACCAUGACCGGCGCGGUCGC